Messenger RNA from Carassius gibelio (silver crucian carp), 1607 nucleotides. It is a transcript of the gene gap43, whose product is annotated as growth associated protein 43. NCBI's taxonomy places the organism in Eukaryota, Metazoa, Chordata, Actinopteri, Cypriniformes, Cyprinidae. Gene Ontology annotation, biological process: regulation of growth. The transcript has 4 exons. Gene Ontology annotation, molecular function: protein binding. The coding region runs from base 568 to 1182 and encodes 204 amino acids. The record is from RefSeq and is a predicted model, not a curated record.
UGUGGUGUGUGUGUGUGUGUGUGUGUGAUGAGGCUCUCCGAGGAAAUCCACACACUUAUAUGAAUGUGUCACAGGAAUGAUAAUGAUUUCUCCGGAGGUGAAGCUGAUGAAGCAUUGAUUGCUCUCGGGGCGGGUCUCCGGUGAACGGCUCCGGUAGAUAACGGCUUUACCGACUUAUUAAGAGCACGGGAGGUUUGAUGCUUAAUGUUGUAAAGGCGCUUUGAAAGCAGGCUGAAACCGAGGAGCUCGUGAACAUCUUCACUGUCUUCACUCGCGCGAACGCGCAGCGGCUCUUUUGUUCUCACGCCCCAUUGAGCGCGACGCGAGCAGAACGCGAGCGUUACGACCAGAGGAGAGUCUGAACCGAGGAAGAAGGAGAGAGAGAAGAGGAGGAUGAAGGAUGAAGGGUGUGGUCGUGUCUAGUUCGUUAUAUUGAGAGUGAAUCAGGUGCAGAGCUGACCUCAGCGCUUUAAUAGCGCGGGAAUAUUCAUGAGUGUACGUCAGUGCAGACGCAUUUCAAUAUUAAAUUAAAAGGCCCUCGCUGGACAAAAGCCUCCUUGGACGCUGAUGGACAAGGUUGAGAAGAAUGAAGAGGCCGAUCAGGAGAUCAAGCAGGAUGGAACCAAACCGGAGGAAAACGCCCACAAGGCCGCCACCAAGAUCCAGGCCAGCUUCCGUGGACACAUCACCCGGAAAAAGAUGAAGGAUGAAGACAAAGAUGGGGAGAAUGACACUGCUCCGGAUGAAUCCGCCGAGACAGAGGAGAAGAAGGAGCGAGUCUCUCCAUCAGAGGAGAAACCAGUCGAGGUUUCCACGGAAACAGCAGAGGAGAGCAAACCAGCCGAGCAGCCCAACUCACCUGCCGCUGAAGCCCCGCCCACCGCCGCCACUGACUCCGCCCCCUCGGACACGCCCACUAAAGAGGAAGCGCAGGAGCAGCUGCAGGACGCGGAGGAGCCAAAAGAGGCGGAGAACACGGCGGCCGCUGACGACAUAACCACACAGAAGGAGGAAGAGAAGGAAGAGGAGGAAGAGGAAGAGGAAGAGGAAGCCAAACGAGCCCAUGUGCCUGACGACACCCCCGCUGCCACCGAGAGCCAGGAAACAGACCAAACUGACAAAAAAGAGGCCCUCGACGACUCCAAACCAGCAGAGGAGGCCGGCAAAGACCAGAAUGUUUAACGGACGACCAGUGAAAUGUAAAAGCAUAAGUAAUCGACAGACUGCACUUGAUGAUGAAGACGGUCUGUUUUUAUGUUUGUCCUCUCUUUUCUGGUGUGGCAAUGAUUUUCUGAGGUUUGGAGGGAGUUUUCGAUCGCAGACGGACACAAGCCUCCAUCUGUCCGGAUCUUCUUCUGAAUCACCAGAAUCCUUCCUCCAGAGAAGAGAACCUUCUCACACGCUCACAACUAAUACACGUGGCUUCUUUUCAUGUCCUUGGUGUUGUUUCAUUGAAGAUAUUGCUGCACUGAUGUUAAAAAUCGAGAAAAUCCAACAAAAAGAAAAAGCGCCAGCCUUUCUGUUCAAGUGAGUUUGAAUCUAAGGAGUAAAAUCGUGGAAAAUGGUUUCGUCUGUUUUCAGAAUAAAGAAUGUGCCAAUUAUGUUAA